ACCCUCCCCUCUCUCCACACCGAUCCCACCCUCACCGUCUCUGAUCACAGAACCCUCCCCUCUCUCCACACGGAUCCCACCCUCACUGUCUCUGAUCACAGAUGAAGGGGAUGCUGUUGUGAUGUGGCCCACUGACCUGAGGCCAGGUGGUAACACUCAAACAUCACCUCAUUCCUACCCCUUGAAGAACAUCCCACUGCGGACCGUCAGAAAACCCCACUAUGAACCGUCAGGAGAAUGUCCCUGACACCAUCACUGACUUCAUCGACUCCCAUCCUCUGCCUCCAAACUCAUUGUUCCCUCGUUCACACUGCUGGCUUUUUCCGUCUACCUGUGAUCCACAAACCAGACUAUCCGGCUAGGUGUAUUGUCUCUGCUUGCUCCUGCCCCACUGAACUCGUGUCCUCAUACCUCGACUCCAAUCUAUUACCCUUUGUUCAGUCCCUUCACACCUACAUCUACGACACUUCUCCUGCCCCACUGAACUCGUGUCCUCAUACCUCGACUCCAAUCUAUUACCCUCGGUUCAGUUCCUUCACACCUACUUCUACAACACUUUUCAUGCUCUUCAUCUCCAUGGUAGCUUUCAAAUGCCCGGUCCUGACGGCCUCGUUUUCUCCAUGGAUGGUCACCAUCCCCCAUCAAGAAGGUCUCAAAGCUCUCUGCUUCUUUCUCAGUCAAAGAACCAACCAGUUCCCCUCCUCCGUCUGGCAGAACUGGUCCUCAUCCUUAACAAUUUUCCUUCAGCUCCUCCCACUUUCUCCAGACUCGCGGGGUAGCCAUGGACCCCAGCUAUGCCCCUUUUCAUUUGUCUUCCCUGGUAAUGCUCCUCAGCUCUUCCUCCGCCAUAUUUAGACUGUAUUGAUACUUCUUCCUACACCCAUUCUGAUCUCGUCAAUUUCAUUAACUUUGCCUCUAACUUCCCCUCUGUGCUUAAAUUCGCUUGGUCCAUUGCUGACAACUCUCUCUGCAUUCUUGAUCUCUUUGUCUCCACUGUCAACCAACGUACUGAUCCCCAUGCUUAUCUUCACUAAACCUUCUCCCAGACUACCUCCUGUAAACAUGCUGUUUCCAUCACCUUUGCCACAUCUGUUCUCAGGAUGGGGCUUUGCUUUCCAGAACAUCAGAGAUGUUCUCCUUCAAACAAUGGGCUUUCCCAUUCUACUGUCGCUGCUGUCCUCACCCAGAUCCCCUCUAUUGUACAGCUGCACUCAUCUCAUCAUCCUGCCGCCUUAGCAGUGAUAAAUUCCUCUUGUCCUCACUGACCACCCCAUGAGCCUCUGCAUCAACACAUCAUCCUCUGCAACUUCAGCCAUCUUCAGAGUGAUUCUGCUGCUAAACGUGGCUCCUCCCCGAGUCCUGCGCCCCUUCCCUUUCUCCAAUGGCCCACUCUUCCCUCCUAACAGAUUCCUUCCUCUCCAGCCCUUCACCCUUCCUAUCCGCCUGGCUUCACCAAUCACUUUCCAGCUAUCCUCUUUCCCCUCCCCCUACCUUUUUUAUUCAGGAUCUCCCCCUUUCCUUUCAGUCCUGAUGAAGGGUCUGGGGUUUUGGCCUGAAUUAUCGAUAGCUUACCCUUUUCCAUAGAUGCUCCCUGACCCGCUGAGUUCCUCCAGCACUUUGUGUGUGUUGAUUUGGAUUUCCAGCAUUUGCAGACUUUCUGGUGUUUAUGCAAAGCCUCGUCAUUGGCUGCCUGGCCAUGUGAGGUAACUUUGAGUGACAGUUGCCCAAUCAGGAAGUGUGUGCUUGGGUAAGUUCCUUAUUUUUGACCAAACAGUAAGGGUUUGAGAAUUGAGGAAGUAAAAUGCUGCCUGCUGCAGUGACACAAACAAACUCAACAAGGGGCAUCCUCUCCUUUUCCACAGUGCUGUGCCAGCCUCUGGUAAAUGCUUCCCCUCCCAAAACAGUACGUUGCUUGCGUUCAGCAGCACCUUCAGCACGAGGCAGCAGGCCGUGCUGGGACCAGUCCCAAGCUGGAAUCUUCCAAACUGAUAACAAGGAGAUGUUGAAGCGGGUGAAAGUCAUGAGUCAGCUUCAGGGCAGAACUCAAGUAAGGUGUGGCCCCUGUCGGUGGAGUGACGUCCUGGGGUAACAGAUCGUGGAAGAUUGUUGGGCUGAAGAAGCUCAUAGGGGAUGAGGGGAUGAGCUUCGGACAUUUUGCUAAGGACUGGGGUAUUCUUCUAAGAAGGAGAAUCUCAUGAGAGUUGCGUGACUUGCAAAAUUGCUUCUUUCUGCUGGGUUCCAGAAUUGUGGUGAUGUCAGCUAUGGAAAGGAGCUCUGAAAACGAGAGCAUGGAGAUGGAUGGUGUUGGAGAUCCUCAGCCGGAAGACUUGGCUCUGCAGGUGGCUGCAGUGCAGGUCUCUGAGGAAGCUGCUUCUGCAGACACGGACACUGUGAAACCGUCCUUGGAGCUCCAGGAUCCAGACAACGCAAAGGAUGGAGGAAGCGCUCAAGCCAACAGAACGGGCCACCUUGGUGAGGAUCCCAGCAGCAUCCACAGGGUUGCAAGCAGUGUGCCGAAGAAGGUGGGUCCGAGGCCCAAACUUUCCAACAGGAAGCUGUCCCUCCAAGAACGUUCCUCUGGAAAUAACCUCUCUGCCCGUACAGACCUACCAAGCUAUCCCUACUCUACUGGACCUCUGUCGUCCGCAAGACGGCUCGCCAGUGAAUCCGGCCGGAUCAGUACGGGUGAUUCCCAGGACUCCAUGCGUUUGAACCAAUAUAAGUUGAAGACUGAGAUCGGAAAGGGGUCCUAUGGUGUUGUGAAGCUGGCCUACAAUGAGAAUGAUGACAAGCAUUAUGCCAUGAAGGUACUUUCCAAAAAAAAGUUGAUGAAGCAGCAAGGAUUUCCACGACGCCCUCCGCCCAGGGGAUCGAAGCCGCCAUCUGCAGAGCAGCCCAAGACUCCAGCAGCCUUAGAGAGGGUCUACCAGGAGAUAGCCAUCCUGAAGAAACUUGACCACCCCAACAUUGUAAAGCUGGUGGACGUUCUCGAUGAUCCUACUGAAGAUAAUCUUCACAUGGGAAUGAGUGGUGGGGCUAGUGGAUGGCAUGUUAAACAGGAGCAUGUGGGAUGGGAGGGUUUGGUGACAGAAGGGCCUUACGUGGGAACACAACACUGUUUACUUGUUCACGUUGCUUUUCAGGCGGUGGAUGUCUGGGCUAUUGGAGUGACAUUGUACUGCCUGGUCUUCGGUAAGUGUCCAUUUAUGGAUGACUACAUCCUGGCACUUCACUGCAAAAUCAGGAAUCGGCCUGUGGAGUUCCCUGAGAGACCUGAAAUCAGUGAGGAUUUGAAGGAUUUGCUUCUACAGAUGUUGGAUAAAAAUCCUGACACUAGAAUUACAAUUCCUCAGAUAAAGGUACACCCAUGGGUGACAAAGAGUGGGACCGACCCUCUUCCACUGGAGGAGGACCACUGCAGUGAGGUGGAGGUCACCGAGGAGGAGGUGAUGAACUCAGUCAAGUUAAUCUCCAGCCUCUCAACUGUGAUCCUGGUGAAGGCAAUGCUGAGGAAACGAUCCUUUGGCAACCCCUUUGAGUUCCAGAGCAGAAAGGAGGGAAGGUCCAUGUCGGCACCAGGAAAUCUCCUCAUGAAGCAAGUGAGUGGGGACGCAGGAAAAGACAGCGAGCUGCCGGAUGUGUGUGAGGAUGAGGCCAUCUCCUGAGGGCCCGGAGCUCAUGCAUGCUGCAUUCAGCCUGUCGCACGCUCGUUUCUGACCUGUCUUCGCUCUUCAUUAGCACGCGGCCUUCCAUGGACUACAGCUUCCGAUUAAACCCGAGAGGGGUCCUGACCAGCUGGCAGAUGUGACUAGGGCAAGGCGAGGAGGUGAAAUGCUUCCCCCGCUCUUGAAGCUUCCUCAUUGGACGAGACGGCAGCUCACGGAUUGUGUGGCUGUGGGGGGGGGGGGUCAGUGUGCUCAGCCCGCACCAACUUGCCCUCCUGUGAACUGCUUCCGGGUUACCUAGUGACCGUCCAUCAUCCGUCCUCCUCUGCCAGACAGAAACGGGACACAUCAGGAGCUUCAGUGCAGGUGAUGAGUGUCAGAAACCGACUUGUACCAUCACCUCAUGUUCUGUUGCCCUGUACUGGUAGGGUGCAGGCUCUUUUCUUCUCUGUGAUCCUGGCAGGGUGACGUGCAGUGUCCAGGCCUCCCCCAAAGUCAUCUGCACAAGUACAAUGAAAACUUACUUUAGCAGCACCGCAGGCACAGAGUGUCAGGGGCACCACAUUCACAAGCACAUAAAUUGUACAAAAUCCUAAAAGGAACAAAGUUAGUACAAAACAAUUCAAAAUUUUAAUGUAGUGGCAAGUGCUGAGUGUUGCUAUGCUGAGGAGGUGGUUGAGAUUGUGCCACUUGGUUUAAGUACCAAAUGGCUGAAGCUGUUCUGAACCUGGUGGUGAGAGUUUUGAGACGGGUCCCUGGUGUGGAUCUUUGAUGACGUAUGCUGCCUUCUCGAGUCGUAUGUCCAGUAGAUACUAACAAUGGUGAGGAGAGAUUUGCCUGUGAUCGAUAUAUUGACCAAUACCACAAACACGUACCUCUGUCCCCUGAAUGACAUAGUUUAGCAACUUGUUUGUUUUAAUAAACGAAAGUUUAUUCAAAUGACCACAGUAUCUCAGAACACUGGAACUUCAUAUAACUCUGUUCACUCUAACAAAUUAAAAUACCAUUGUCACUAUCGAGCCCUCGAUGGGAUCGCUGGUCCUGGAAAUUCCCUGUUGUACUCAUGGAUACCAUGAGUGUCCUCUCCAGAGACACAUGGGACAUGGGCACGGACAUGACCCUAAAAGAGGGGCAAGCAAUCAGCUCUGGCAGACCCGCCAUCUUGGCCAGGCCCAGGAGCAAGCUGACCCAAACCCCACCCCUCCCCACCGCGUGACCCAAACCCCACCCCUCCCCACCGCGUGACCCAAACCCCACCCCUCCCCACCAUGUGACCCAAACCCCACCCCUCCCCACCGCAUGACCCAAACCCCACCCCUCCCCACCGCGUGACCCAAACCCCACCCCUCCCCACCGCGUGACCCAAACCCCACCCCUCCCCACCAUGUGACCCAAACCCCACCCCUCCCCACCGCAUGACCCAAACCCCACCCCUCCCCACCGCGUGACCCAAACCCCACCCCUCCCCACCGCGUGGCCCAAACCCCACCCCUCCCCACCGCGUGACCCAAACCCCACCCCUCCCCACCAUGUGACCUAAGGAGCCCGGGGCUGAACCUGAGGAGCAGCCCUUCCAAAUACUCAGACAGGGGCAACAACGUCUCACAUUCCAUACGUGCACGAUGCAUCAACUCCCAGCCACAGAAAUGACUGGGGAUAGCAAAUUGCCCAGCAGAUUCAUGAAGCUUAGUAAGGUGGCAUGAUAAUUCAUGACUUGUUGCUGUGCUUGGGUAGAGCUUUGUGAAUGUGGGCUUUAGGAAUAUGAUCCUGAGGGUGGACAAGAGGAAAUAAGUCUUUCCAGGUGUCAGAAGGCUGGGUCACCUCAUCCAUUGGGUUACCUGUCCGGUGAGAUGCCUACCUUCGCUGGGGGUGGCACUGGUGUGGGGUAGAAUGGAAGAACAUUCUAGCCUGCCUUGGGUCAUCAGGCACAGUGUGGACACCUCCCUGAGAUCCCCUGCAAUCAGAGGCUGCAGUGAAGGUUACUAGGUUGGGGGGUCAUUUUUAUCGACAUCAUGCAAGGGGAACUGCCCUGCAAUUAAUGGAGCAGGGUCAGUGGUGAGAGGGGCCUAGCACUGAGACCAGGGUGUGACAUCUUGAAGAAGGGUCUUGGCCCAAAAUGUCGACUGUACUCUUUUCCAUAGAUGCUGCCUGGCCUGCUGAGUUCCUACAGCAUUGUGUGUGUUGCUCAGAUAUCCAGCAUCCGUAGCCCAUUGUUAGUCAGGUGGUAACACCUUGGAAACCUUGGUAUACAGGGGGACUCAGGAUCAUAAAUCCAUUGCUCCCUGAAAAUGGCAGCACGAGCUAGUGAAGGUUGUUUGCCAGGUUAUUGUGAUGAGCAUCGGGAAAACGUGGUACAGAUGUACAAGACAUUCGUUAGGUCAAACACAGAACUGAGUACGGCUCCAGUCACUGCACUGUAGAGCAAAUGUGGUGGCAGAAGAGAGAGUGCAGGAGAGAUUCAUCGGGAUGUUGCUUGGAAUGGAAGGUUUUACUCCCACAGGAAGAUUGGAUAGACUGUGAUUGCUCUCACUGGAGCUUUUGGAGGUUUAUAAAGUCAUAAAGAGCAUAGAUAGGUUAAAUAGUCACAGUUUUUCUCUCAAGGCCAGCAUCUAAAACUAGAGGGGCUUUCUAGUGAGUGGGAAAAGAUUUAAAGGGUACCCGAAGAACAACUUUUGCUGGUAGAAAUCGGUGGUAAAUGGAGCUAUAACUGCCAGAGGACGUGGUAGACACAAGUACAAUCACAUUUAAGAUGCUGUGAGGCAUACUUGCCUCUGUGAGGGAUUGGGCCAGAUGCAGGGAAGUGAGAUGAAUGUAGAUAAAUCAGCAUGGGCAAGUUGGGCCAAAGAGCCUGGUCCCCAAUACCUCAGCACUGCUCUCUGAACCCCAGUGCCUCCAAUUCCAGCACUGUUCCAGCCGCCUUGCCCGGAGCCCCCAGCCCCUACCUCAGGACUGGCCUGUAGUGAUGGGGAAUGGCUACGUGCUGUCGCUACUGCCUUGUGACUGCUGUAGACCAUCAGGUCCCGCUCUACUUGGGGCAGAUUUCUGAAUGCUCUGCUGAUUGUCGUUAGAGCCGCCGGGUAUUUCACAGGAGAUCUUCACACACACAAUACCAGGCACAUCAGGCAAACCCCACCAGGCUUUUCUCAGUCAAUGAAGCAGAGCAAGGAACAUGUCUGCCCUUGCUGAAGAAAUCACCAGGUAUAAAUUACCUUUAAACUUCUUAGGAUGAGAGCUUUCAUUCUUUGCAGAUUGAAAUACCCCUUAAAGAGGGAAUACUCCCCUCUGUCCCGCUCCAUUAAUUAAAGGCAGGGUCAGUAUUAAGACUAUAAGAUACAAGAGCAGAAUGAGGCCAUUUGGCCCAUCGAGUCUGCUCUGCCACUUCAUCAUGGCUGAUCCAAUUUUCCUCUCAGCCCCACUCUCCUGGCUUCCCUCCAUAUCCUUUCAUGCCCUGACCAAUUAAGAAUAUAUCAACCUCUGCCUUAAAUAUACAUAGAGACUUGGCCUCCACAGCUGCCUGUGGCUAUAAUUCCACAGAUUCACCACUCCCUGGCUAAAGAAAUUCCUCCUCAUCUCAGUUCUAAAAGGAUGCUGAAGCUGUGUCCACUGGUCAUAGACUCUCCCACCAUCAGAAACAUCCUCUCCACAUCUACUCUGUCAAGGCCUUGCACCAUUUGAAAGGUUUCAACGACCAGAAUUCUAGUGAAUACAGGCCCAGAGCCAUCAAAUGCUCUUCAUAUGACAAGUCAUUCAAUCCUGGAAUCAUUUUCCUGAACCUCCUUUGACCCCUCCAAUGAACAACCUCUCGUUGAUGUGAGAACUGGCUUUUCCCACUGCCCUGACUAGUGGCACUGUGCAGCCCAGUGAGGUGUUCGGGGUAAGGGCUGCCGUGCUGGUCAAUCGCGUGGCGGAGAAACUGCUGUUCUGCACGUGAUACUUAGUGAAGAGGGAGAGGCAGUGGUGCAUGGGAGGUUUGGGGAGGUGGUGUGGGUCAUGCUGGACCCCGUGCCCUGAAUGUGACCUCUGCAUUCCCUUUCACCCUGUCCUGCUGAGACCUACGGUAGGUGAGACCUGUACCAAGAGUAAUCAGAAUCAGCCCCACAGAAAGGAAUAGGACUCCACUUUGUUCCACGCUUUUACCCUAUGCAGCACCUGUCCUGAUGAAAAUAAUCCCUCCCCUGCCCCACUGUCAAUCUAUACCCUGUCCCUACACCUAGGGCCUAGUGCUGAGGCUCCUACCUCAAUAUCCUGCCACACUCAGUCACAGCUGGACCAGACUGGCAGCAUCUGGCUCCUUCUGCAUGCCACCCUGUAGACAGGUCAGGGUUCAUCACCGUCUUACACAUCUGAUGUGAACACUUGGCGAAGAGAGUUCCUGGGCUGCUGGCCCUGUCUUGGACACCCACAACCUUUAACUCACUGUUAGUGGGCUGUGUCAUUGUACCUUCUUAAGCAAAUGGACCCGCAGCCUCCCAGCAGGGACAUGAUGGAGUUUGCCACUGUAGGAAGCGAGAGGCCCAGCAGAAGCUGCUGGUAGGGGGUGAAUGGACCAGCAGCCUCCCAGCAGAAGCUGCUGGUAGGGGGUUAAUGGACCAGCAGCUUCCCAGCAGAAGCUGCUGGUAGGGGGUUAAUGGACCGGCAGCCUCCCAGCAGAAGCUGCUGGUAGGGGGUGAAUGGACCAGCAGCCUGAGUCCAGCAGAAGCUGCUGGUAGGGGGUUAAUGGACCGGCAGCCUGAGCCCAGCAGAAGCUGCUGGUAGGGGGUUAAUGGACCGGCAGCCUGAGCCCAGCAGAAGCUGCUGGUAGGGGGUGAAUGGACCUGCAGCCUCCCAGCAGAAGCUGCUGGUAGGGGGUGAAUGGACUGGCAGCCUCCCAGCAGAAGCUGCUGGUAGGGGGUGAAUGGACCAACAGCCUGAGCCCAGUAGAAGCUGCUGGUAGGGGGUUAAUGGACCGGCAGCCUGAGCCCAGCAGAAGCUGCUGGUAGGGGGUGAAUGGACCGGCAGCCUCCCAGCAGAAGCUGCUGGUAGGGGGUUAAUGGACCAGCAGCCUGAGCCCAGCAGAAGCUGCUGGUAGGGGGUGAAUGGACCGGCAGCCUCCCAGCAGAAGCUGCUGGUAGGGGGUGAAUGGAACGGCAGCCUGAGCCCAGCAGAAGCUGCUGGUAGGGGGUGAAUGGACCGGCAGCCUGAGCCCAGCAGAAGCUGCUGGUAGGGGGUUAAUGGACCAGCAGCCUGAGCCCAGCAGGGAAUUGAUGGGAUUUGUCACUGUAGCCCAGCAGAAGCUGCAUGGUGCACCAGCAGCCCUCUAUCGGAGAGUGCAGUUCCUCCAUAACAUGCCUGGCCUUCUGUGCAUGGUCCCCAGCUGUACUGUACCCAGCAUGGUAACCAAGGUUACAUGGUGUGUCUAUGUCCUAUUGCGAUGGCCGCACCAGUCUGUGUGGCUGACGAGACAGUGUGGUCUUUAAUGUCCAGCCCUCUGCCUUUAGUCAGGGGCGCGGAACUGUUGUGAAGUCUCCCGGUAUCUUUUUUACUUUGAUCUUGUCCGAAUACCCUGUGCCACCCUUCCCCGCAUCAGCUGGAAUGUAAAACUCUGUGUUUGCUGUGACUGAUGAAUGUUACAUGAACCUACACUGUCCACCAGAGUUUAUGCAUGACGCCUCUGUAAUUAGUCUGGGGAGAGAUGCAACUGUUGCUCUGUACAUAUGUAUUAAUACAAAGAGCAUAUUUUUUGCAUGUUUUUAUAUUCUCGAGGUAAGAUAAAAAGGAUCUCCAAUAACUUAUCCAUAAUGAGUGAUGAUGGACUCAUCUGACUGAAUAACUACAUGGAAAGCAAGAUGAAGUUCAAUAAACUUGUUAUAUCCUAA
Hypanus sabinus (Atlantic stingray) is the source of this 9520-nucleotide messenger RNA. It is a transcript of the gene camkk1a, whose product is annotated as calcium/calmodulin-dependent protein kinase kinase 1, alpha a. The coding region runs from base 2253 to 3665 and encodes 470 amino acids. NCBI's taxonomy places the organism in Eukaryota, Metazoa, Chordata, Chondrichthyes, Myliobatiformes, Dasyatidae. Gene Ontology annotation, biological process: positive regulation of protein kinase activity; protein phosphorylation; intracellular signal transduction. Gene Ontology annotation, cellular component: cytoplasm. Gene Ontology annotation, molecular function: ATP binding; calcium/calmodulin-dependent protein kinase activity; calmodulin binding. The record is from RefSeq and is a predicted model, not a curated record. The transcript has 13 exons.